Molecule: messenger RNA, 1044 nt
Organism: Plasmodium inui San Antonio 1
Lineage: Eukaryota; Apicomplexa; Aconoidasida; Haemosporida; Plasmodiidae
Exons: 2
Coding region: 1-1044 (347 amino acids)
Biological process (GO): double-strand break repair via synthesis-dependent strand annealing; t-circle formation; resolution of mitotic recombination intermediates
Cellular component (GO): Rad51C-XRCC3 complex; replication fork
Molecular function (GO): four-way junction DNA binding
Source: RefSeq, a predicted model, not a curated record
AUGGAAGACCCGAUGGGAGAAGCCACCUGCAGAUCUGUGGAGCGCAUUUUCGACGGUGUCUCGUUUAACGGGAGUGACAGGAAAAAGCUCCAAUUCGAGGACAAGAAGCUAAACCGCUUCUUCGAAAAUGGGAUACUGAAUUACAGCCUCGUGGAGGUGGUGGGCGUGUCGGGUAGCGGAAAAACACAGUUCGCCCUAACCCUCUGUGCAGAGCGCCUUUUAAAAAUUAUUGACGAGAAAAGGCAGACCAUAGUUUUUUAUGUGUACUUUAAUCGAAUGUUCCCCAUGCGAAGGUUGGAAGAGAUAAUUAAGAGCAAAUUGGAUUCGAGGGGGGGACGUGCCCAAGGGGGUGCAGACAAUGUUCGUAGUGACAACGGGGCACAUGGAAGGGGUGACUCAUAUGGCUGCUUCCAGAGAGGGAAUGAAAAGAGGAUGGAGCAGAGGGAGGGAUCUGGAGAAGUGGGCAAACAUGGCGAGACACAUCAUGACGAGAGACACCAUGGCGAUACACAUCAUGGAGAGGCACCCCAUGACGAGGUAGGCCAUCCAGACCCGAAGCCCGCGCAAAACUGUCCCGUCCGAAGGGCCCUGCAAAAUUUGUACAUACAAAAAAUAAACGACGAAAAGGACUUCUUCCAGUUAAUAAAGAGAGACAUACAUUACAUUUUGAAACAUCACCAGAUCUCCCUCCUUGUGGUGGAUUCACUGAACUCUCUCUUUAAUGGAAAUGAUAACCUAGACUUAUACAGGAAGUGCCAGCUUUUUACAGAAGUGUCUCAAUCUUUGAAGCAACUGGCAUAUGAGAAUAACUUCUUCUUAUUGGUACUUAACAGUUGGCAGCCACGGAGGGACUACAUUCAUUUUUCCUUCAACAUUUUUGAUUAUGUCAUUAACUCUUCCUUUUCCAACACGAUUAUUAUCUUCAAGAAGAGGAAGAGAAAGAAUGAAAUUGAUCGCAGGAUGACCAUAAAGUGUUCGGAAUUUCUGCGCAUGUAUAAAUCGAUGCGCUUCGAAAUUAACGACUCGGGGUUCAGCGUGUCCUGA